This is a messenger RNA of Camponotus floridanus (Florida carpenter ant), 5440 nucleotides long. RefSeq names its product stress-activated protein kinase JNK (gene bsk). Gene Ontology annotation, biological process: JNK cascade; protein phosphorylation. The record is from RefSeq and is a predicted model, not a curated record. The coding region runs from base 1306 to 2475 and encodes 389 amino acids. NCBI's taxonomy places the organism in Eukaryota, Metazoa, Arthropoda, Insecta, Hymenoptera, Formicidae. Gene Ontology annotation, molecular function: JUN kinase activity; ATP binding. The transcript is spliced from 11 exons. Gene Ontology annotation, cellular component: nucleus; cytoplasm.
CUGGUCCGUUCAGUCUUGCACGAACCUUCGCGGACGUUGUGUUGCUCCCUCCAUCGUGCAAAGUCGACUCUCGCGCCAAGUUUACGUUCAUUCUUUCGUACCGUGCGCCUUCAGUUGGCGAUCGCAGAUAUACAUCCGUCCUCUAAUGCGAUUCCGAGAGAACGGAGGGAGUGUUUCGUAUCGCGUGAGAUAAAACAAACGUAAAGUGAGCGAGUUCUCGGACCACGUGGUAUGUAUCUCGCCGGAACAAUCCAAUUUCUCGCGUGCUUCUUCAACACGACGACGUUGGAAGUCACGAAGCAUUCGGCGUGAACUUCGUUCGGAACUACUUCCCGAAUCCUCGCGAAAUAUUUUACACGACGCUAGAUCACUGAUGUUAAUCGGCGCAAAAAGAUAUACGUAAUUCUAUGACACUUAGAGAUUAUUUCCAGUCAAGUUCAAGCCCGCGUUAGAGAUUACGUCGUGACUUAAUCCCCGAAUCCGCUCGCGUAUAUAAUGUGCACAGUGUAUAGGUUGAAGUGGCAGCGCGGUGAUUGAUAUAUCCGAUGCGGUAAGACUCGCGAACGAUAAAUAAUACAGUGCAUGUGUGUGUGUAUUGAAAUCAGUGUGUGAGAGAACAUAUAUCCAAGGGUAGAAGACUCGCGCAAGAAAGAGAUUUUCGUGUUUCCUUUUUGCGCCAGCUGUCAGAGCCCGCGUCUUGUUUCUUCGCGCGCGGUCCGACAAGUGCAAGUCCUCUACUACUUACGUCGUGGACCACGUUCUCGUCGUUCGCCUCGUACCUGCCUUGCCCGCCCGUGCUCGACCGUCCUGCAACCCCUGCCAACUCGUGCCGCCACCCCGUCCUGUCCGCCCCCCGCGAGAAGUCGACGCGGGAUCGAUAUUUACGAGGGAUCUUUGAUCUACAUUGGGGCCUUCUUCCUCAUCGGAUCCCUGCUUCCGCAGUAUUCACCCCACUAGCGUAACCAGCAGCAUUCGCCGCACAUCCACAAUGGCCGCCUGUUUAUGACAAUUCUGGGUUACGUGAGGACUCAUCGGGCAGCGUGUUGAGGCGCGGCCUGCCUGACACUUGCGGGUGCAGGUGCAGCGCGACAGUGACUGACGCGAUCGACUGUCUCCUGUCUACAUUACCAUUAUUAUUUAUUCCGUGGGUGCACUAAUAAUCCCGCGUCCAAAGUGGCUAAGAGCGUAAGUCCCCGUCGAGUGCACCAAGAGUGCUCCAGCGGGGUGGACGGGGUGCAGGCGGCGCAGGUGCAGCAGCAGCAGCAUCAGCAGCAGCAGCAGCAGGAGAGACGAACAUCGAGGCGCAUGCCUUACCUGGGGCCUGACAUGACAACCCGGCUAUCCGCCAUGUUCUACACGGUCGAGGUCGGGGACACCAAGUUCACCAUUCUGAAACGCUACCAGAACCUCAAGCCUAUCGGAUCGGGCGCGCAGGGAAUAGUUUGCGCGGCGUAUGACACCGUCACUGCGCAAAAUGUGGCGAUUAAGAAACUGUCUAGACCUUUUCAAAACGUGACGCAUGCGAAGAGGGCCUACAGAGAGUUCAAACUCAUGAAACUGGUCAAUCACAAAAAUAUAAUCGGUCUCCUGAACGCGUUUACGCCGCAACGGUCGCUGGACGAGUUUCAAGAUGUGUACCUGGUGAUGGAGCUCAUGGACGCGAAUCUGUGCCAGGUGAUCCAGAUGGAUCUGGAUCACGAGCGUAUGUCGUACCUUCUCUACCAGAUGCUGUGCGGCAUCAAGCACUUGCACUCCGCCGGCAUCAUUCAUAGGGAUCUAAAACCGAGCAACAUCGUCGUGAAGUCCGACUGUACGCUAAAGAUUCUCGACUUUGGCUUGGCGAGGACCGCCGGCACCACAUUUAUGAUGACGCCUUAUGUCGUAACGCGAUAUUAUCGAGCGCCAGAGGUGAUUCUAGGCAUGGGAUACAAAGAAAAUGUGGAUAUCUGGUCGGUGGGAUGUAUUAUGGGCGAGAUGAUACGUGGUGGUGUUCUCUUCCCGGGCACGGAUCACAUCGAUCAAUGGAACAAAAUAAUCGAGCAACUUGGUACUCCAGCGCAGGAGUUCAUGCAACGACUGCAACCGACUGUCAGGAAUUAUGUCGAGAACAGGCCGCGAUAUCCAGGCUAUCCUUUCGAGAGGCUAUUCCCGGACGUCCUUUUUCCCUCGGACUCCUCGGAGCACAAUAGAUUAAAAGCGAGCCAAGCCAGGGAUCUAUUGUCGCGCAUGCUCGUGAUCGAUCCGGAGCGACGCAUUUCCGUGGACGAGGCGUUGCUGCACAAUUAUAUAAACGUCUGGUACGACGAGGGGGAAGUCAAUGCCCCCGCACCAGGUCCAUAUGAUCAUAGUGUGGACGAGAGGGAACACACGGUAGACCAGUGGAAGGACUUGAUCUAUCAAGAAGUGAUGGAAUAUGAGACAAGUCACAAUCCCGCGGCGGUUGCCCAAUCGUCAGAAAGCGCCGGGAGCCGGUAGAUACCGCAGAGCAGCAGCUCAUGCGCGGAUCCCUUUUCGCGGAAUCCUUCAAAAAAGCAUCCGAAUAGUCUGACUUAUCGCGUGGAUGAUGUAGCUGGAGCGACGUAGCGAGAGAAAAAGAGGAAACCAGUGAAAGAUGAAGAAAGAAAAAAGAAAAGAAGAUGAACCGAUGUUCACGAACCGAUCUCCCUCUGAAUUUUUCUUCGAGAAAUGCGAACAGGUAGAAUAUGAAAAAAGGGAGAAGUUUAUUCUGUCGAGCGUUGUAGAAAGGUAAAUCAGUAUCUUCGAAUAGUACGUGUGAUCAAUGAAGCUAAUUUCGAAGAUGAUCCAUUCACGAUUUCGCUCGAUCUUUUCUCCUUUGGAACGAUCUGAAUAUGUACUUCUUAUCCAGAAAGCGAGGUUCGCGACCACUAUUUUCGAGAAACACGCGCCGAAUAUCCGAAACAUCUUCGUCACUUUUGUCACAUUUCACAAAAGCUAUGGAAAUCGGGAAGGAUCGUGAGAUACACGUCAAGAUCGAAUGAUGAGAUUCACGGAGAAGAGGACAAGAGAAGGAGUGAUCGAACUGCCUGGGCGAAGAAGUUACCGCGUCGUAUAUUAUCGUCUCCUCAACUACUGCCAGCCUAGGUUGUUGGACGAGCCUCUUCUCUUUUCUUCUCGGUUCAUUUGUCUCUUCGACCGACGCAAACUCUUCGAGUACUUCCUCAAGAAAUCCUUCAAUCCUUGUUCCACGGUACGAUAUUUCUAUCUCCGUUUGAUACCGCGUCCACUUAACUUUCCUUUCAAUACGAGAGUUUCCUCCACUCUGCAAGCGUACGCCGAUGUUUCGAACUUCGAUGGUCGCCCCGCAAUCUUGGACAUUUGUCGUGUAUUUCAUAGCAAUAAAGUCGACGCGGAAGAAAAGAUGAUAUAUAAAUAUCGUUCCUGUGUGAUACAGUUUGUAAAGGUUUUACAAAUGUCGGAGGCUGAAUCAUUCUUUUAACUUUCGAAAGAAAAACCGGGCGAAUUAAGUGAUUGAUUGAUUACUCGCUGCAACUCCCGAAAGAAUUGAUCGAGCGCGUUUAUCGUUUGCGCGCGAACAAUUAUAUACUAUAUAUUUUUCGUACCAUUGUUAAGCACAUAUGGGAACACAUGAUUCUGAACUAUGUAUCAUUGUAACUUUUUAACUAUCCUAUGCUCUUUCGAUGUACGGGGUGCAAAGAUACCAUAUAAGGAGAUAAGAGAAAAUUUAUACAGAGCUUAUAUAUAGUCGCUCGAUCAUUUUGUCACGGGAGUAGCGGAUGAUCAUUAGGAUGAGACUAAUCCGUAGGAUUUUGUUUCAUUAAGUUGCGAGAAGUCGCAAUAAAAAUAUAAUUUUAGAUAUUUGUUAAUUUAAUUCGUAUGGAACUUAUUCUGUACAAUAUGCGUGCCGCGCAAUACAAUGAGGCGUAUGAAGCGCAAAGGGGAAUAGGAGAAACAUUGUAUUAGAAACAAGUCUCGAAACGAUCGUUAAAGAAAAAAAACGCGAUCGACGAAAAAGAAAGGAGUAGGAUUUUGUACAUAAUAUUAAUAAUAAUAAUUAUUAUUGUGAAUUUUAGAGUGCUAAACGAGAAUGUCCGCACGAUCUUGCGCGAUACCGAUUUUUCGUAAGCGUGUACUUUUCGUUUGGAUACUUCGCAUCUCCGCUCUGUGUGCUUUCGUCUCGGUCGUUAUCAGUGCCAGUAGAUACGCGAUUUAUGAUAUUUCAUAUUUGUAAUUUUGUAGUCGUAAGAAAUUAACGAUUAAUUUUAUUGAGUCGACCGAAAGAAGGAGAGAAAGAGAGAGAGAGAGAAAGAGAGAGAGAGAGAGCGAGAGCGAGAGAAUUGCAAAAGAUAGUGCAAUGUCUCACAACGAUCGAUUUUCGUGUAAUAGCAUCAGGGACUCUGCGAUUCCGCAGAUACCGAUUAUACGUUUUAGAUGAGUAGUAGCGAUACUAAAUGAUACUACUCUCUUUUCGUGCAAUCUCGCGUAUAACGUGUCGCGCGAUGAACUCACGGUGCUUACUACUUUGCAAUCGACAAAAGAAUCGAGGGAAAUUGAUUGUUAAAUCGAUGCAAUAAUUAAUAAAAUAAAAAUAGAAUUGAUCAUGCAUUGGAAACGGCGAAGAGAUGAUUUUCGCUUAGUUUGUUUUGCGAAAACGUGAAACUUUGCGAAAAAAGCGUUUAUUGAAUUUUUAUUCCUUUUAUUAGAUCGUGUGUGUGAUUCGUAUUAUACAUAUAGGAGAAUAUAGUAUAUAUAUGAAGGGGGAAAUAUUUGACAAGAGAAUAUCGUGAAACGACCGUCGUAUAACAAUAGGCGAAGGAAAACCGGAUCGGGAGAGCCGAUAAGAGCUGAUGAAUAUGACUAUGAUUAUAUGAAAUAAUUGUAUUUAUUACGCGACGAGGAGAAUCUACAAAUAAAUACUGAAUCGACGAAAUGGUGAUGAAGAAUAAUUGUAUAAUGUAAACGUUAAAUUUUUAUUUUCCACGACGAUAGUUAUGUGAAUAUAUUGCUACAGUCCGAUCCAAAUAUAAUCAAGCUUUUGUAACACUAAUUAUAAUAAAAAGUCUAAUAAUGAUAUUGCUAAUUACACGUAAUUGUAUCGCACACACACGGUAAAAAUUAUAACGUAUGAGCUACAAAUAAGCAGUUUCGUUUUUGCGCGUGUACGGAAGCGAAGAAUAGUGCGCCCAAAAAUCUUUACAAAUUCAGCUAGUCGCUCUGUAAAUUCGCGACGAAUGUCCCUUCUACCCAACAUUUCUUUCGCAUAUUUAUACUGUGUAUGUCCCAUACGCAUAUCACGAAUAAGCCUUUUCCAUUAUGAAACUAAAAAUAUGACACUAAAACAUUUUUGGCACCCUUUUGCCAUGCUAUUUUUUAUCUUCCGCGCAUAAUUCGUAAUAUUUACAGAUUGUAUUUUGCAAUAACAUUUUAUCGAAAGUAAUAAACAUGAUUAAGAUUAAGUGAA